GCCGCGGCUGCGCCGGGCAUGCGGCGUCGGCGGUGGCCGCCGCUGUUCUCCGCAGUCGCCAAGUCUCCGUAAUGUGUCUGUGAGGAUGCAUCAGGGAGCAUCCGCCUUUAAGCGACAGCGGAAGGAACCUGAAAGCUGAGAGCUCCGGGUUCUUGAGUCUUGAGCCAGUGUCUGCCCAUUCUGGGCCUCGAGGAAGGACUGGAUGGGUAGAUUGUUCGAGGAUGUUGACGUCACGCUGCGCACCUCGCCACGCUAGUGCUCCGUUUAAUUCCUAUUCUGAAUCACUGUUGCCUUCUCCCUGACUCCUGGACACAAUGUGCCCAUGUCGGGUUUCCAGAAGCAGUGUAAUGAGUUAGUGAACAGCUCGAGCUUCAGCCCCGACUUGACGAACGAAAGCUGUGUUUGUGCAGCUUGGAUUAAUUAGGAGAAAGUCAAUUGCAUCAGCAAGUGGAAAUCUAGGAAGAGGCAAAUUCAAGCAGUUGUUUCAGUACUUAAUUGUCAUUGAUUUUGAGUCGACAUGCUGGAAUGAUGGAAAGCACCACCAUAACCAGGAAAUAAUUGAAUUUCCAGCAGUAUUGUUGAAUACUUCAACUGGAGAAAUUGAAUCUGAGUUCCAUACAUAUGUUCAACCUCAGGAACAUCCAAUUCUUUCUGAAUUUUGCAUGGAACUGACAGGCAUAAAGCAGGCUCAAGUUGAUGAAGGAGUGCCUCUGAAGAUUUGCUUGUCUCAAUUCUGUAAAUGGAUUCAUAAGAUCCAGCAACAGAAGAAAAUUGUUUUUAGUACUGGAGUUUCAGAGCCUUCUUCUUCAGAAGUACAACCAUGUACAUUUGUUACUUGGUCAGACUGGGACUUGGGAGUUUGCUUGGAGUAUGAGUGUAAGAGAAAACAACUGUUAAAACCUGUGUUUUUAAAUUCUUGGAUUGAUCUCAGAGCAACUUACAAGCUUUUUUAUAGGAGAAAACCAAAAGGACUAAGUGGUGCCUUGCAGGAAGUGGGAAUAGAAUUCUCAGGAAGAGAACAUUCUGGGUUGGAUGAUUCUCGGAAUACUGCCCUUCUUGCUUGGAAAAUGAUCAGGGAUGGUUGCCUAAUGAAAAUCACAAGAUCCUUGAACAAGGUUCCCACUAAGAAGAAUCCCAACAUUCUGACCAGAAAUUUGAACAUAAAUCAAGUUGAAGAAACGCCUGCCUGCCACAGUAACAUCCAGAGUCCCAUCAUAUAUGAUGGGGAGCCUAAAAAUUCUAUAAAUUCUCAGGAAAAAAUUCAAAUGAGGUCAGUGUGUGUGAAUUCUCCUAGGAAGUUACAGCAGCAUCAUUUCCAACCAAAGAAUGACUUAAAAGCGGGCUUUCACAACAUCCAAAGUUGCUUAUCUCUUUGUAGUGCCAAACCCUCUACUUCUCUGGGACAGUUGCAGUCUCCCACCUUGAAUUCACCUAUCCAUAUACAGAAGCAAAGACAAAAUGACCAUCUUGCAUUUAAUACCAAAUCUAAGUCUUUAACAACUAGUUCAGAAUUAGUACUUGUUUCUACCACCAUUCCAUCUGUUAAUCAUGGUUGUGACGUGGAAAUGAGUUCUGUUCCUGACUGUUUACCUAUGUUGACUGAUUGGGAGGAUGUAAUUUUACUGCCAGCAUCUCAGCCUGAUCAAAAUAUAGAUUGUACAGCUCCCAUUAGUGUCUCAGGUACCUCAUUUAGUUCUGGAGAAAGAUCAGUGGUUUUAGAAGAACCAGAAAUGCUAAGCUAUGAAAAUUUGGAAGGCAUAGAGAAAACUCCUCAAAGGUUUGAGACCUCCAAGUCUAUUGUGUAUCAGAGUCCUCAUACUACUAUUUAUAAUGUAAAAGAAACCAAAGAUCUAGGUUCAAAUGUUUCUGCCUUUAAGUUACCUGAAUACAAAUCAAGUAGCUUCAACACUAUUAAUGCCAGUACAUCUCAUCCUUCAGUUUUGAGAAAACCUCCUCUUCUCCUAGGUGGUACUAAAAGGAAUCCAUCUAGUCCCCCAACUUUCCCACCAGCAAAAAAACAGACCUUUACUAUUCAUGAAGAAAAGCCUACUUCAUCUGAUUGCUCCCCAGUAGGGAAUUCUUCCCAGAAAGUUCUCCCCGCUGUAUUAACUUCUACAGUUAACCCACAGGAGCCUUGGAAGAGUGGGAAAAUGACACCUCCCUUAUGCAAGUGUGGCCGAAGAUCUAAGAGACUUGUUGUUUCUAAUAAUGGACCAAACCAUGGAAAAGUCUUCUAUUGUUGCCCUAUUGGGAAAUAUCAUGAAAACAGAAAAUGUUGUGAUUAUUUCAAAUGGGAACAAACUCUUCAGAAGGAAAAAGCCAGCAGCAUGGUUCAGUCUCAUUUCACAGGGCAGCUCGUUUUUAGUUCUCCAGAAACAAACCAUGUUCCUGACAGGAAUUCGAGCUUUUCUAUUAAAAAUACUUUGAGACUCAGACCUUCAAUGAGGAAUUGAUAGGCUUAACUUCAUAUCCAAGCUCUGUUUCUAUUUAAUCUGACUUAGUGCAAGAAAGAUUUAAGGACAUGUCUAAGCUCUGUAUACUACACUUGAACUAUCAUACAUACAUACAAACUGAAAGAGAAAAGAUAAAUUUAUGACCUUCCACUUUCAUUCACCAAUUGUCUAACAUUUGUAUUCUGUUUAUUCCUGUAUGAAUCCUAAUUGUUCAUUAAAUUCCCAAACCUGAA
Oryctolagus cuniculus (rabbit) is the source of this 2686-nucleotide messenger RNA. The record is from RefSeq and is a predicted model, not a curated record. Lineage: Eukaryota; Metazoa; Chordata; Mammalia; Lagomorpha; Leporidae.